AUGUCGACUAUGAAGACGGAGAAGAUUCUCGAAACCUCCAUCGAAACAGUUCCUCCACCGGACAAUGAAACGAUACCAGAGAAAUAUCCAUCACCCCUCUCCGUGAACCUCGAGCGUGGCGAACUUUCGAAGGAUGGAGCUUCAGUAUACGAGCAGAAAUUGGCAGUCUUGAACAACGCGAUGCAGAGCAUUGGUUUUGGGAAGUAUCAUCGUCGCCUCUUCAUUGUUGCCGGGUUCGGAUGGUUUAUCGAUAGCGCAACACUGCUACUCGCCGGUCUUCUCAUCCCUCCUCUCCUUGAAGAAUUCCAUGUUAACGGAGCCUACUUUGUGAUCACGAUCUUUACUGGGCUCCUUGUUGGUUCACUCGUAUGGGGCGUCAUCGCGGAUAUGUAUGGGAGAGUAUGGCCAUUUAAUCUGACUCUGCUGAUCUCGGGGGUGUUCAGUCUCGCUGCGGGAGGCGCGAACAACUUUACUACUUUGGCCGUUUUGGUGGGAAUGGUGGGGUUUGGAACCGGAGGCAAUGUUCCGAUUGAUUCUGCAAUUUUUAUGGAGUUCAUGCCUUCCUCUCACUCACAUCUCACGACCGCGUUACAGACCUUCUGGGUACUGGGCAACAUCGCCAUUACUCUCGUCGCGUGGCCUCUCAUUGGAAAUUAUUCUUGUGAUUCUAAUGAUUCCGGCGAAUGUCGCAAGGCAGAUAAUAUGGGCUGGCGAUAUCUGAUGUUCACUAUCGGUGGGACUACACUGUGCCUUGGACUCCUCAGGAUGUGCGUCUUUCGCAUGCAUGAAAGCCCGCGGUACUUGCUUGGUCGAGGACGAGAGGGACAAGCCGUCGAUAUCGUCAACCGGAUUGCAACCUUCAAUAGGGUACCCAUCCCCCUUUCCCUACACGGUCUGGAGGCAAUGGAACAGGACGGUCAUCAGAAGUCGCACGCGGAACCGAAACCAGGCAUACUAAGCCAGGAAGCGAAGCUUGCUUUGCGACGAGUCAAGACCUUGUUCAUGCCAUUCCGGAUGGGCGUGUCUUCAGUUCUUCUGAUCUUACUGUGGACCAUGGUCGGUCUUGCAACCACUCUCUACAUCAAUUUUCUUCCCUAUCUCUUGGCCACCCGCGGUGACGCUUUCGGGGAUGCUUCAAUUUCCGUCGUAUAUCGGAAUCAAGUCCUCAUCGCCUUAUGUGGCAUCUUCUCGCCGUACGUCGCGAGCAAAGCUGCUGAAACCAAACUAUUGGGAAGAAGAGGAACCAUGGCCAUUACAUGCAUCGCGUCAGGCGUGUUAUUACUUGGAAGCACCACUUCCCGAAGCUCGAAUGCAUUGCUUGGUUGGAAUUGCGGGUUCUCGCUGUGGAACCAUGCAAUGUAUGGUCUUCUGAUCAGCUUCACCUCAGAGGUCUUCCCAACAAGUAGCAGGGGUACUGGCAUGGCAAUCGUCUCUACAGUUCUCCGCAUAUCUGGAGUUCUGUCACCUCUAAUUGCCCUUAAAGUGGAUGCGAAAACGCCUACGCCAGCGUAUAUCGGAGGUGGUCUAUUAGUUGUCGCCGGUAUUAUUCCGCUGCUUGUACCGUACGAGCCCAGAGGUCGACAGUCUCGCUAG
This is a messenger RNA of Coprinopsis cinerea okayama7#130, 1593 nucleotides long. RefSeq names its product membrane transporter. Gene Ontology annotation, molecular function: transmembrane transporter activity. The transcript is spliced from 12 exons. NCBI's taxonomy places the organism in Eukaryota, Fungi, Basidiomycota, Agaricomycetes, Agaricales, Psathyrellaceae. Gene Ontology annotation, biological process: transmembrane transport. The coding region runs from base 1 to 1593 and encodes 530 amino acids. The record is from RefSeq and is a predicted model, not a curated record.